GUUACCAAACCUUCCAAUAUUGCAACUUUUCUCUUUGCAUUUUCAAACGGCAAUCAUUUCCAUUUCCACGUUCCUUCUCCAACACCGCAUACACAGUGAGAAAAAGUUAGAUCCCAUCGCCAUCGCAAAACGCGAUCAAAAGAUGGCGUCUUUAGUACUCACUUCCUCCCUCAACAUCCGCUUCCGCCCACUCCCAACUCCCAAACCUCGCUGCCCCACCCCAAAAUCCCUCCGUUUGAAUUCAAGAUCUGUAAUAAAAUGCAGCGUUAACAAUUCUAACAACCCACUUAAUCCUCAAAAAAAUAAAGAUUUCAAUCCAUUAAUUUCCCAAAAAUCGACAUUCUUAAAUCAUUCCCCGAAAAGGGACUCAAUUAUAAUCAAUUCUGCCUCUACAGCUGCCACGCCAGCUCCUCAGCAGCAGCCAUGGCAGGGGGCUGCUAUGAGGCCACUUAUAGCGUCUAUAGCCACAGGAGUUAUCCUAUGGCUUAUUCCGGCGCCAGACGGAGUAUCGCGCAUUGCGUGGCAGUUGUUGUCUAUAUUUUUGGCUACCAUAGUUGGAAUAAUAACUCAGCCAUUGCCGUUGGGAGCUGUGGCGUUGAUGGGUCUUGGCGCGUGUGUUCUGACCAAAACCCUCACUUUUGCUGCUGCCUUUUCAGCUUUUGGCGAUCCCAUUCCUUGGUUGAUUGCUUUGGCCUUCUUUUUUGCACGUGGGUUUAUUAAGACAGGUUUAGGAAACAGAAUUGCGUAUCAAUUUGUUUCGUUAUUUGGAAGCUCAUCUUUAGGAUUGGGUUACAGUUUGGUUUUUAGUGAAGCCCUUUUGGCUCCGGCUAUUCCAUCGGUUUCGGCCAGGGCUGGAGGGAUUUUUUUGCCAUUAGUGAAGUCACUGUGUGUGGCUUGUGGUAGUAAUGCUGGUGAUGGGACUGAACAUAAAUUGGGGUCAUGGCUAAUGCUGACAUGCUUCCAAACGUCCGUGAUUUCGUCGUCCAUGUUUUUGACUGCCAUGGCUGCGAAUCCAUUAGCCGCCAACUUGACUUCCAGCACAAUAAAUCAGACCCUCGGGUGGAUGGAUUGGGCAAAGGGUGCAAUUGUGCCUGGAUUGGUGUCGUUGAUUGUGGUCCCAUUGCUUUUGUAUGUGAUCUAUCCACCUACUGUGAAGAGUAGCCCUGAUGCGCCUAAGCUUGCCAGGCAGAAAUUGGAAAAGAUGGGGCCCAUGUCAAAGAAUGAGCUUAUCAUGGCUGGAACUCUACUUCUCACGGUGGGGCUCUGGAUUUUUGGAGGUACACUAAACAUCGAUGCUGUUACUGCAGCAAUUCUUGGAUUAUCUGUUCUCCUUGUGACUGGUGUUGUCACGUGGAAGGAAUGCCUAGCUGAAUCUGUCGCUUGGGACACUCUUACCUGGUUUGCUGCACUUAUUGCUAUGGCUGGGUAUCUAAACAAAUAUGGUCUCAUCUCCUGGUUUAGCCAAACUGUUGUGAAGUUUGUUGGCGGACUGGGACUUCCAUGGCAAUCAUCUUUUGGCAUUCUGAUUCUUCUUUACUUCUAUUCCCACUAUUUCUUUGCAAGUGGGGCUGCUCACAUUGGUGCCAUGUUCACGGCAUUCUUAUCUGUAGCUAGUGCUUUGAGUACACCACCAUACCUUGCAGCCAUGGUCCUCUCAUUUCUAUCAAAUCUUAUGGGUGGUAUUACCCAUUACGGGAUUGGAUCAGCACCUGUGUUUUAUGGUGCUGGCUAUGUGCCGCUUACCAAAUGGUGGGGCUACGGAUUCUUGAUCUCAGUAGUCAAUCUAAUUGUCUGGCUUGGAGUAGGUGGGGUGUGGUGGAAGGCCAUCGGUUUGUGGUAGACCUGCGGAUUAGCUCAAUUGCGAAUCCAAUGGUGCUGGCUAUGUGCCGCUUGCCAAAUGGUGGGGCUACGGAUUCUUGAUCUCAGUAGUCAAUCUUAUUGUCUGGCUUGGAGUAGGUGGGGUGUGGUGGAAGGCCAUCGGUUUGUGGUAGACCUGCGGAUUAGCUCAAUUGCGAAUCCAAUUUUCAGUCGUCAUUUUUUAUCACUAUCGUAGCGCGAUUUUGGUUUAGUUUUCUAAUCUUUUUACGAUCAAAUUGAGGUAGGCUUUGGUGGCUUCGAAGGUACUGGUGGUGAGAGAUAUGGUAUACGCAUGGCUAUUUAAUAAUUAUAGCUCAAAUUAGGGUUGUGUUUAAAAUUUUGACGUUGAAAUUGCAAAUUCAAUUAUUUUUAUUGAAUGCCACCUCCUUCAUUUUUUCUCGGUUCC
Olea europaea var. sylvestris is the source of this 2263-nucleotide messenger RNA. RefSeq names its product dicarboxylate transporter 1, chloroplastic-like. Gene Ontology annotation, cellular component: membrane. Gene Ontology annotation, biological process: transmembrane transport. Gene Ontology annotation, molecular function: transmembrane transporter activity. The coding region runs from base 143 to 1840 and encodes 565 amino acids. The record is from RefSeq and is a predicted model, not a curated record. Lineage: Eukaryota; Viridiplantae; Streptophyta; Magnoliopsida; Lamiales; Oleaceae. The transcript is spliced from 3 exons.